AGCAACUUGAUCGUUAUCCAGCGGCCGAAAAAUGGCGGCUUUGCUUGGAAUCGUCUCCACGGUGGCCUUCACCGGCCAACUCCCGGUGAAUUCCCGAUCGCGACGGAGAAUGGUUGUCAAAUGCUCGAACUCGAACGACCGCCAGAUUCUCUUCAACCGCAUUGCUCCCGUUUACGAUAACCUGAACGAUCUCUUAAGCUUAGGACAACAUCGGAUUUGGAAGAACAUGGCUGUUUCCUGGAGCGGAGCGAAAAAAGGAGAUCACGUCCUUGAUUUGUGCUGCGGAAGUGGAGAUUUAGCCUUUAUAUUGUCUGAGAAAGUUGGUUCAACAGGCAAGGUGAUGGGUCUGGAUUUCUCCUGUGAGCAACUAGCUGUAGCAUCAUCUAGACAGAAUCUUCGAGCGAGGUCUUGUUACAAGUGUAUAGAGUGGAUUGAAGGUGAUGCAACCGAUUUGCCAUUUGAUGACUGUAAAUUCGAUGCUAUAACAAUGGGUUAUGGUCUUAGAAACAUUGUUGAUAGAGAUAGAGGCAUGAGGGAGAUAUAUCGCGUUCUGAAGCCAGGUUCAAGAGUAUCCAUACUUGAUUUCAAUAAGAGCAACCAAUCCGUUACUGCGUUUAUGCAGGAUUGGAUGAUUGAUAAUGUAGUUGUCCCGGUGGCUACUGUUUAUGGUCUUGCGAAAGAGUAUGAGUAUCUGAAAUAUUCAAUCAAUGGUUACCUUACAGGAGAAGAGCUGGAGACUCUUGCUCUAGAAGCUGGCUUCUCUAGUGCCCGGCAUUACGAGAUUAGCGGUGGUUUCAUGGGGAAUUUGGUCGCUGUGAGGUAAACCAAUAGCAUUUGAUGGCUCUUCUUCGCCAGACAGUUUCACAAUCUGUCUUGAUUUUUAAGAGAAGCUUCGUUUUAGGAUGGUGAUCUAUAAAUGUAUAUCUCUUUCAGGGAUGGUAAAAUGUUGUUGCUUUUUUUUUUUUGUUUACUUCUGUAAACAAACCGAAUCCAUAAAGAAUUAUGCUAUUUUAAACUCAUAUUUUACAUAUUUGCUCACUCACAUGUAUUGAUAAUCACAGUACUAAUCCUUAAAAAAAACACAAUAAUCGCAUGCUUAUAGAAUUUGAAAUUCACUCAAA
Messenger RNA from Thlaspi arvense, 1121 nucleotides. Lineage: Eukaryota; Viridiplantae; Streptophyta; Magnoliopsida; Brassicales; Brassicaceae. The record is from the annotation of a GenBank genome assembly.